This is a messenger RNA of Prunus armeniaca (apricot), 2415 nucleotides long. Lineage: Eukaryota; Viridiplantae; Streptophyta; Magnoliopsida; Rosales; Rosaceae. The record is from the annotation of a GenBank genome assembly.
AUGGCUCCUCAAUCCUCUGAUAUAUCCACCCCAAUCAUCACCAACACCAACUCCAACACCAUAUCCUCCCUAAUCACCAUCAACGCUGCUGCACAACUUCCCGUCAAGCUUACCCCUACAAAUUACCCAUCUUGGCGUGCUCAGUUUAACGCCCUCCUUAUUGGCUAUGACCUCCUGGGCUAUGUGGAUGGUUCUUCUACAUGCCCACCAGCCACUCCAGCCGCGCCUCGCGCCCUUUGGAUUCGUCAGGACCAGCUGCUCCUCCAUGCCAUUCUUGCAUCCGUAUCACCGCAAGUAAUAUCCCUUAUUGCCUCCGCCAAGACCUCCAAGGAGGCGUGGGACAAAUUGCUCCACCUCUAUGCUAGCAAAGCACGUGCUCGUGUCCUUGGUCUCAAGGAACGCCUUACUCUUAUGCGUCGUGAGGAUAAGCCUGUCUCUCAGUAUUUGCAAGAUGUUAAGGUUAUCGCUGAUGAACUUGCCAUCAUCGAUGUCCCCCUUUCUGAUGAUGAUCUUCUCCUUUACAUUCUCAAUGGUGUUGGUUCUGAAUUUAAGGAGAUCGCUGCUGUUGUUCGUUCCCGUGACACCUCUAUCUCAUUCGAAAAUCUUCAUGAUAAGUUGGUUGAACAUGAAGCUGCCCUUACACGUGCCGACGCUCCAGUUACCACACCUGUCAUCACUGCUAAUGUCACUCAAAGCUCCCAGCGAGCCCCCACCAACCGUGGCUCUCGCUCCCACACCUACAAUCACAAUCGUGGUUCUUCUAGCUUCCGCAACAAUUACCGUGGUUCCUCUGAAUCCACCUCGCCCUCAACCACUGACAACGGUCGUCGUUCAAACACAACUACUGGCACUGGUUAUCGUGGCUAUUGUCAAUGGUGUGGUACACAAGGUCAUAGUGCCAAACGUUGUCCCCAGCUUCAAUCUGGCUCCCAAAGUCAGCCAGUGGUCAAUUCUACCUACCAUGGCCGCCACAAUGCCUCUCCCACAUGGUUGCUUGAUUCCGGUGCUUCUCACCAUGUUACCUCCAAAGUCACCAAUCUCUCCGAUGUCUCCACAUAUGCUGGCCCUGAUGAAAUAAUUAUUGGUAAUGGUUCAGGUUUGGGUAUAACUCAUGAUCUGAGCACGGGGGCGGUACUUCUUCAAGGCCCGAAUAAGGACGAUGUGUAUGAGUGGUCCCCCCAAUCCCUCCGUCAACCUCAGGCCAUGGUGGGUGUGGUGGUCUCUCCAAAUUUGUGGCACCGGCGUCUUGGUCACCCACAUUCUAAAACUCUUCACCAAGUUCUUCGUUCCUCUUCCAUUCAUGUGUCCUCCAAAUUGUCCGAGUCUCUUUGUCAUUCAUGUCAAUGUAAUAAGAGCCAUAGGCUCCCAUUUGGUACUUCUUCCCUUCAAAGCAAUGGUCCGUUAGAGCUCCUUUAUAGUGAUGUUUGGGGCCCUGCUCCUUAUUCUUCCAUUGAUGGCUUUUCCUACUAUCUUAUUUUUGUUGAUCAUUUUACCAAGUACAUAUGGCUAUACCCUCUCAAAAAAAAAUCAGAUGUGUUUUCCACCUUCACCACCUUUAAAGCCCUUGUUGAAAAUUAUUUCAAAACUAAAAUCAUCACCUUAUUUACUGAUGGUGGAGGGGAAUUUGUCAAACUCAAAAACUUUCUUUCUUCCGCUGGCAUCUCUCAUCUCAUCACCCCACCACAUACUCCACAACACAAUGGUGUUGCCGAACGACGGCAUCGUCAUGUUGUCGAAACCGGUCUCACCCUUCUUCAUCAAGCCUCAUUACCUCUUUCCUAUUGGUCAUAUGCGUUUCAAACUGCUGUCUACCUCAUAAAUCGAAUGCCCACUCCCAUCCUAAAAAAUGUCUCACCAUAUCAACAACUCUUUCAUCAACAGCCCAAUUACUCACGUCUUCGUACCUUUGGAUGUCUGUGUUUUCCAUGGCUACGGCCUUACAACUCCAACAAGUUACUUCCUCGUUCCCGCGCGUGUCUUUUUCUUGGUUACUCCUCCAAUCAAAGUGCCUACAAAUGUCUUGAUCUCUCAUCCAAUAAACUUUUUAUCUCUCGUCAUGUCCAAUUUGAUGAGUCCACUUUCCCUCUUGCUAGUGCCCAUAAUUCCACUUCUUCUGUCCCCUCUCCUACUUCCACCUCUUGGUUUCCUCCUGUUACUCUUAUUCCUUUCCAAGCAGCCCCCAUGCCACCACCAUCGGCUACCACCUCCUCACCGACUGCACCAUCCACAUCGUCCUCCGCUGCCGCUUCUGCCUUGGAGCAGCUCUGCCCCCCUGCGCACAUACCACCUCCAGCCCCUACUGUCUCUCCACUUCCGCCACAAAACCCACCCACCUCUAACCCACCUCAUACUACUCUUACCCCUUCACAAACCAUGACCCCAACCCAUUUCCCUUCCAAUCCGAACCCCCACUGA